CUAUUGAAAGAGGCCAGAAGCUGGGAAGAGCAAUACAGAGAACUUUCUGAGCAAAUGAAAACACUCCAGAAGAGUCAGAAAGAUUCAGAAGACACUAUUGCAUGUAAAGACAAUGAAAUAAAGGUUUUGUCCGAUUGCAUUACUGAGUUAAGACAGCUUGAAACCGAAGCUAAAUGUGAGACUGUGGAGUUGCAGAAAGGAGAUGCCAAGUCCAAUGAAGAAACUCAAGGUAAAAAGAAUGAUGCCAUGAAGAACAAGAUAAAACAGAUGACGGACGUGUCACGGAUAAAGACAACUCUGACAAUUGUUGAAGGAGAACGAGACCGAUAUAAGGCAAAACUACUGGCUGAAGAAAAUUCCAGACACCAACUGGAAGGUAGCUUGUAUAUUUGUUCAUGCUGA
Polyodon spathula (Mississippi paddlefish) is the source of this 402-nucleotide messenger RNA. RefSeq names its product transport and Golgi organization protein 1 homolog. The record is from RefSeq and is a predicted model, not a curated record. Lineage: Eukaryota; Metazoa; Chordata; Actinopteri; Acipenseriformes; Polyodontidae. The transcript is spliced from 4 exons. The annotation marks the transcript as partial. Gene Ontology annotation, biological process: endoplasmic reticulum to Golgi vesicle-mediated transport; protein secretion; vesicle cargo loading. Gene Ontology annotation, cellular component: endoplasmic reticulum exit site; endoplasmic reticulum membrane.